AUGAAAUUCUCUAAUUUUUGUUUAUUAACAGUUGUUGUCAUUUUAUUUUCGCCAGGAUGUUUUGCAUUUCUGACAGAUAGCGAAUUCAAAAAACUCGCCAAUUUGGCCAAUAAAGUUACCAUAUCAAUUAAAGAAACAACCAAAGAAAUUCUAUCUGAAUCUAUUGAAGUUAUCUCAAAUUUUCCAUUUAUCCCUCUUAUGAAUCUUACCAAAGAUAAAUUUAUUGAACUUAUUUCAAAUUUUCCAUUUAUCCCUCUUAUGAACCUUAACAAAGGAAUUCUAUCUAAAUUUAUUGAAUUUAUUUCAAAUUUUUCAUUUAUCCCUCUUAUGAAUCUUAUUAAUGGAACUGUCUUUCAUAUUAAGGAAUUUAUUCAAGGUUUUACGAAUGAGAUUGUAACUGCAACUAUCGGAGCAACGGUUGGUUGCUUUUCAUUAGGGGCUUUUGUGAUGAUAAUUAAAGGUAUCGGGUUUCAAGUAGUAGGAAUCCUUGCUGAUUCUACAGCAGCAACAAUGAUGUCUUUCCUUGGAACCGCUUCAUGGAGUAUCGUCCCAAUUUUACAAUCUAUUGGUGCUGCAGGUUUCAGUAGUUUAACUAUUAUUGGAUUUCCUAUAUUUUGUGGGCUAUUAUUUUUAUAUCUGAAAACGUAA
This is a messenger RNA of Diversispora eburnea, 648 nucleotides long. NCBI's taxonomy places the organism in Eukaryota, Fungi, Glomeromycota, Glomeromycetes, Diversisporales, Diversisporaceae. The record is from the annotation of a GenBank genome assembly.